Messenger RNA from Portunus trituberculatus (swimming crab), 2914 nucleotides. RefSeq names its product dynein axonemal intermediate chain 2-like. The record is from RefSeq and is a predicted model, not a curated record. Gene Ontology annotation, molecular function: dynein heavy chain binding; dynein light chain binding. Gene Ontology annotation, cellular component: outer dynein arm. NCBI's taxonomy places the organism in Eukaryota, Metazoa, Arthropoda, Malacostraca, Decapoda, Portunidae. Bases 4 to 1986 code for a protein of 660 amino acids. The transcript is spliced from 13 exons. Gene Ontology annotation, biological process: outer dynein arm assembly; cilium movement.
AAAAUGUCUGUGGUGAUAAGGAAGAAGGAAUCGGAAUUAAAGGGCAGAGUGGCGAGGUUCCAGGCGCCCCCUCCACGCCUCCUGCUGUCCAUCGCCCCAGAUCCCGCCCUGCUGGAGGAGUACGUGCCGCUGCCUACUCAGGACGCCGCUGUGCAGAGUGUCCCCAAGAUGUCCCAGCAUGAGGUGAACACAGAGACAAUUGACUUCGCCAGCUCCGGGAUGAACCACACAGAGGGCGGCUGGCCAAAGGAUGUGUCACUCACGGAGGAUGACCAGAAGAUACGAUAUAAGAAGAAGAUAGAGAAGGAUGAUGGUUAUAUACACUCUAUGCUGCAGCUCGGCGCGAGAAUCGAGCACUGCAUCCGCCAGAACAACGCUAUCGACAUAUACGAGAUGUACUUUGAGGAGGAGGACGAGAGUGCGGUAGUUGAGGACCCAGAGCCUAUCAAGACAGUCAAUAUGAUAAGGGAUCCUCACGCUGGCCUCAGAAUGCUCACCUCCUUGUCUUUCGCUCCUGAAGGUGGACACAAGAUCGCCGCUGCCUACUCCUCCUCUAAGUUCAUGGGGCUGGACGAACACACACCCAAGAAGUCUUACAUCUGGGAUAUUAACACGAGCAGCCAUCCUGAGCUGGAAUUACUGGGAGCAGCGUGGAUACAGUGCCUUCAGUACAACGCUAAGGACAACUGUGUGCUGGCUGCAGGUCUAAGCAACGGACAGGUCUCUUGGUGGGACUCACGGCAAGGGUCUAAGGCAGCGGGCACAACUGGACUGUCGGUAAGCCACAGACAGAUGGUGACGGCGCUUACCUGGCUGGCCCACAAGACGAGGUGUGAGCUGUUCUCUGUCUCGCUUGAUGGACAGGUACUAUGGUGGGACACGAGGAAACUGAGUGAGCCAACAGACAGCCUCGUUUUGGACCCAGCCAAGGAGGACCCGCCUAGCCACGCACGAGCCCUCAGCGCCACUUGCCUUGAGUAUGAACCAACCAUGCCCACGAAGCUAAUGGUGGCGACGGAGCAGGGACAAGUCGUGGCGUGUAAUAGAAGGGCCAGGAGUGCGCCGGAGAGGAUAAGUCUGAUCUACAACGCCCACAUCUCACCCGUCUAUUCCAUACAACGCAACCCAUUUUUCCUCAAGAACUUCCUGACGGUGGGUGACUGGACCAUCAAACUGUGGGCCGAGGACUUCAAGGAGUCGCCCAUCCUGUGGACCAAGCCAGCCCCCGCACAGCUGCGUGGUGGGUGCUGGAGCGCGUCUCGAUCCUCAGUGCUGUUCACGGGGCGCCUUGACGGGGCUCUUGACGCCUGGGACCUGCUCACCUCAUGGACGGCGCCUGCUUCCACGUGUCAGGUGGUGGACGAGGGCAUCGAAGUGGUGGUAACGCACGAGGGUGGCCGUCUCCUAGGUGUGGGCAGUCAGUUGGGCACCCUCUCCCUCCUUCACGUGCCCCCCAGACUGGUGCAGCCCUCUGACAAACACGAGAAACUGGCCUUCACUGCGAUCCUGGAGAGAGAAACACGACGAGAGAGAGUCCUGGAGGCGCGGCACAAGGAACAGAGGCUAAGGGAACGAGUCAAGGGCGGAGGGGCACGGACAGCGGCGGCGGCGGCGGCGGCAGUAGCGGUAGGAGGCGCAGGAGGAGGAGGAGGAGGAGGAGGAGGAGGAGGAGGAGGAGGAGGAGGAGGAGGAGGAGAGAAGGAAAAUACCUCCACUUCACCCGAUGAUCCAAUUAGUAACGCCGAGAGAGACUAUUUCCAGCAGGUAGAGAAGAUCAAGGAGGAGCUGGAGCGGGAGGAGCGGGAGCAGGAGCAGCGGGAGGGGCAGGGCAACAGCGGGGUGUCGGUGGAGGUUACCCAGGCACCUGACGAAGCCACGACCAGCGGGAAUGAACCUUCAAACCGCGCCCAUGGCAUGGAUCAGCUGUCAGCAGGAGAGAGUGACGAGCCGAAGAGUUACUCAAGCAGUGGGUCAGCAGAGAGGUAGUAGAAGAGGCGCUGGCUGACUGCUGACUAAUGGCUGACAGAUGCUUCACUGGUGGCUGAUGGCUGGCUGACUGGUGGCUGAUGGCUGACAGAUGGUUGACUUGUGGCUGAUUGGUGGCUGAUGGCUGACAGAUGGUUGACUUGUGGCUGAUUGGUGACUGAUGGCUGACAGAUGGUUGACUUGUGGCUGAUUGGUGACUGAUGGUUGACAGAUGGUUGACUUGUGGCUGAUUGGUGACUGAUGGCUGACAGAUGGUUGACAGAUGGUUGACUUGUGGCUGAUUGGUGACUGAUGGCUGACAGAUGGUUGACAGAUGGUUGACUUGUGGCUGACUGGUGGCUGAUGGCUGACAGAUAGUUGACUGGUGGCUGAUUGGUGACAGAUGGUUGACAGAUGGUUGACUUGUGGCUGAUUGGUGGCUGAUGGCUCACAGAUGGUUGAGAGAUGGUUGACUUGUGGCUGACUGGUGGCUGAUGGCUGACAGAUGGUUGACAGAUGGUUGACUUGUGGCUGACUGGUGGCUGAUGGCUGGCUAAUGGAUGACUACUAGCUGAGUUACCUAACCUAACCUAACCUAACCUAACCUAACCUAACCUUACCUAACCUUAGCCUAACUUAACCUAACCUAACUUAAAAUAUCCUAAUCAUACUUCACCUUAUCUAAACUGAACCUAACCUAACCUUAUAUAAUGUAACUUAAUUCUAACCUCACUUAAAUCUUAACCUAACUUAACCUAACUUAACCUAACCCAACCUAACCUAACCUAACCCAACCUAACCCAACCCAAUCUAACAUUAUGGGUGAUUAAUUGAUUGUGUGAAGUUUUCGGAUAAAUUGAGAAUGAAAUACUUAAAGGAAAUAAAUAAAUAAAAGAUCAACAACAACAACAAAAAAAAAAAAUGAGUAGACAAACAAUCAAACUGUACA